Molecule: messenger RNA, 660 nt
Organism: Hydatigera taeniaeformis
Lineage: Eukaryota; Metazoa; Platyhelminthes; Cestoda; Cyclophyllidea; Taeniidae
Source: the annotation of a GenBank genome assembly
AUGCCUACUCCUAUUCGUAAACCUUCAAAUGACUCCGACAUCCCGGCUGAAGUGAUCUCCUCGGACACCAGUGACUCCGUCAAGAUUGUGGAGGAGGAUUACGACUGUCUCCUCGUUGAAGAAGUUGGCAAACCCCCUAACCACUUCAACUUUACACAAACCGCAUUUAUUCGGGAAAGUCAUGGCCAGCCCAUCUUUGGUGUUGCCUUCAAUUGUGACAAUCGCAGCUCUUCCAGUGAUCCCCUUCUUUUCGCCACUGUUGGUGCUAACCAUGUGACCAUCUACCAAUGCAGAGAACUACCUCCGCCCUCAGAGGAGGAAGAUGCCACGAGUGACCCACCUAUACACCUGCUUCAGUCAUUCUCAGACGCUGCCAAUGACGAGGAGUUCUACUGCUGUGCCUGGUCUUGCAACCUCGAUGCGCGUCGCGGUGUGGCUAAGGCAUCCAGCCGUCAGCAGAUCCUUGCUGUGGCCGGCAAGCGUGGCGUUAUCCGCAUUCUUUGUCCUUCACUAUCUAAAUGUUUGGACAGUUUGAUUGGUCAUGGACAAGCGGUAAAUGAGUUGAAGUUUCAUCCCAGUCACCCGUCUCUCCUCUUCUCUUUCAGUAAGGUCAAUGGUGAACUCUUCAGUUAUGAAUCCGCUUUUGGGUGUUUGAACUGA